CACGACACGAUCAUCAUGUGACUCGGCAAGCACCCAUACCUCUUCCACCUCUCUCGCAUCAAAUUCGUUCUGCCUAAUCCACACUCCACAUACUGCCAUUCAACAGAGCGGCUCACCGCGAGCUGAUCCGCAAAAGCGACGAGACGCCCACUCCCAACGCGAGUCUGAGCUCAACGUCUCCAGUGCGGGGGUCCAGAAUGGUUUGCGCAAAGUGCGAGAAGAAGUUGGCGGGCAAGAGCGGGGGAGCGCCACCAGAUCCAUUCAGAAACAGGAAUGCCCAAGGCACGCUGGUAUCGUCGGGCGUAGGUGGCCGCAAGACAAACGCUAUUGGAGGUCCAUCUCGAGCCAACGCUGGCACCCUAUCAGCAUCCUCACCAUCGUCCAGUGGGGUGGGAAAAGCGCCCUCGUCAAACAAGCUCAUCAGCUCCAAAGGAAGGUAUGCGCCUACGUCUACAAAAUGCAAGACUUGCGGCACGAAUGCUAGUCAGGGCUUCAUGUAUUGUCAAGGCUGCAGCUACAAGAGGGGGGUAUGCGCAAUGUGCGGAAAGAUGAUCAUGGACACUUCGAAGCACAAAAUGUCUUCCGUCUAAACGUCAGUCGAGUAGCGCUCAUCAUUUUCGCCCGAGCUGCAAUGACGU
Molecule: messenger RNA, 638 nt
Organism: Ceraceosorus guamensis
Lineage: Eukaryota; Fungi; Basidiomycota; Exobasidiomycetes; Ceraceosorales; Ceraceosoraceae
Exons: 3
Coding region: 198-590 (130 amino acids)
Biological process (GO): cytoplasmic microtubule organization
Molecular function (GO): microtubule binding
Source: RefSeq, a predicted model, not a curated record